Messenger RNA from Orycteropus afer afer, 1572 nucleotides. It is a transcript of the gene GPT2, whose product is annotated as glutamic--pyruvic transaminase 2. Bases 1 to 1572 code for a protein of 523 amino acids. Gene Ontology annotation, molecular function: pyridoxal phosphate binding; L-alanine:2-oxoglutarate transaminase activity. The transcript is spliced from 11 exons. The record is from RefSeq and is a predicted model, not a curated record. Gene Ontology annotation, biological process: biosynthetic process. Lineage: Eukaryota; Metazoa; Chordata; Mammalia; Tubulidentata; Orycteropodidae.
AUGCAGCGGGCGGCGGCGCUGGUUCGGCGGCGCUGCUGUCUCCGGACCCCGGGCUCCUGGGGCCGAAGUCAGAGCAGCGCAGCCGCUGAGGCCUCGGCGGUGCUGAAGGUGCGGCCCGAGCGGAGCCCGCGCGAGCGCAUCCUCACGCUUGAGUCCAUGAACCCGCAGGUGAAGGCGGUGGAGUAUGCGGUGCGGGGACCCAUCGUGCUCAAGGCCGGCGAAAUCGAGCUGGAACUGCAGCGGGGUAUCAAAAAACCGUUCACUGAGGUCAUCCGCGCCAAUAUCGGAGAUGCCCAGGCCAUGGGCCAACAACCAAUCACCUUCCUCCGACAGGUGAUGGCACUCUGCACCUAUCCUAACCUGUUGGACAGCCCCAGCUUUCCAGAAGAUGCUAAGAAACGCGCCCGGAGGAUCCUACAGGCUUGUGGAGGGAACAGCCUGGGGUCUUACAGUGCUAGCCAGGGCGUCAACUGCAUCCGUGAAGAUGUGGCUACCUACAUCACCCGGAGAGAUGGCGGUGUGCCUGCAGACCCUGACAACAUUUACCUGACCACUGGAGCUAGCGACGGCAUUUCUACGAUCCUAAAGAUCCUCGUCUCUGGGGGCGGCAAGUCUCGGACAGGUGUCAUGAUCCCCAUCCCGCAGUACCCGCUCUACUCAGCGGUCAUCUCUGAGCUUGAUGCCAUCCAGGUGAACUAUUACCUGGACGAGGACAACUGCUGGGCCCUGAAUGUGAACGAGCUCCGGCGGGCUGUGCAGGAGGCCAAAAACCACUGUGACCCCAAGGUGCUCUGCAUCAUCAACCCCGGGAACCCCACAGGUCAAGUGCAGAGCAGAAAGUGCAUAGAAGAUGUGAUUCACUUUGCUUGGGAAGAGAAGCUCUUUCUCUUGGCUGAUGAGGUGUACCAGGACAACGUGUACUCCCCAGACUGCAGAUUCCACUCCUUCAAGAAGGUGCUUUACGAGAUGGGGCCCGAAUAUUCCAGCAAUGUGGAGCUGGCCUCAUUCCACUCCACCUCCAAGGGCUACAUGGGCGAGUGUGGCUACAGAGGAGGCUACAUGGAGGUGAUCAACCUGCACCCUGAGAUCAAGGGCCAGCUGGUAAAGCUGCUCUCAGUACGUCUCUGCCCACCAGUGUCUGGGCAGGCUGCCAUGGACAUUGUCGUGAACCCCCCAGUGCCAGGAGAGGAGUCCUUUGAGCAGUUCAGCAGGGAGAAGGAGUCCGUCCUGGGUAAUCUGGCCAAAAAAGCAAAGCUGACAGAAGACCUGUUUAACCAAGUCCCAGGAAUUCACUGCAACCCCUUGCAGGGAGCCAUGUAUGCCUUUCCUCGGAUCUUCAUCCCGACCAAAGCCGUGGAGGCAGCUCAGGCCCAUAAGAUGGCCCCAGACAUGUUCUACUGCAUGAAGCUACUAGAGGAGACCGGCAUCUGUGUGGUGCCUGGCAGCGGCUUCGGACAGAGCAAAGGCACUUACCAUUUCAGAAUGACCAUUCUGCCUCCAGUGGAGAAGCUGAAGACGGUUCUACAGAAGGUGAAGGACUUUCACAUAAAGUUCCUGGAGAAGUAUGCCUGA